CAAAACGGCUCGGGACUGGGAUGCACGUCGCAAUGGUGAUCAUUUGCAAGAAGAGGUCGGAAAAGGGCGGCGAAAAUGUAACGUCGAAAAGCACACAUUUGGGCUCGUUCCAGACCGAGACCAUGAGCCAGGGGACCGCUCUCUUCUCUCGUGAACUCACGGGUAAGAAAGACAAACAAAUAUGCGUUGACAAGCUGAGAAAAGACAAUGCUGAUACCAGGGGAUGGUGCGAAGUGGCACACGGUCGCGCCGCGCCGCAGAGUCAGGUUGGCACGAGCCUGGAGAGUCUCUGGGACAUCCUGCCGCAGGUGCACCGGAACACCUCCCAAUGGGACUGGGAUGUGGGCUGCACGUCCAGCACCAUCAGCAGCCUCCUGCAGGACCUCAGCCUGACCGAGGCCGCCGCGUCCUCGCUGGCGGCGGCGGCGCCGCCCAGCAAACGUCAAUGCCGGUCCCUCUCCUGCUCCGACGAGCUGCACCGCUCCACCUGGCGACCUCAGGGAUCCAGAGUGUGGACGGCCGUGGAAAAGAGGAGGUGCCACAGCGGCGGGAGCGUCCAUCGUGGCGGAUUCACUCCGACGGGCUUCCCGGCCAUCCGGCGGAGCUCAAGCAUCAGCCUCAGCCUCAGCCUGCCCGUCGGCCUGGCCCGGCCGCUCUACCGCUCUAACGAACAGAUCCCCGAGCUCCACGGCCCUUCGCCGGUCAGCUCGCCCGACUCCACCCCUGAACUGGAGCGCCGAGGAGGGCCGGGGGGUCUAGCCCGCAGCCGCUCGCAGCCCUGUGUCCUCAAUGACAAGAAAAUCGGUGUCAAGCGCCGGAGGCCGGAUGACAUGCAAAGGCCCUCGCUGGAUCUGGCAAAGAUGACCCAGAAACUUCCAAACUUCCACAGCCUCAGCUGCCAUGGAAUCUCAGGCCAUUCUAGACACAGCGAGGAUUCCUCCGCCACCAACGCUUCGGACGACGUUCCGCCUACGACGGAGCACGAGCCGCCUGGUCUCAACAUCCAGGAGGUGGAGCGGAUCUCCACGUACCGUAAAGAUAAGCUGCCCCCGUGGACGGGCCUUUGUAGCACCGGGAAGGACGCCCAUCUGCUCGGAGGAGAGCUGGACAUCGAGCAGAUCGAGAAGAAUUGACACUGACUCGAAAGUCUUACAAAGGAAGUUAUGCACUCAUUUUUGGAGGCAGUAGUCUUAAACUGCCCCCCCUGCCCCCAGUAUGCAGGGGGUUCCAAAUGUGUCUCAGGAGACAAGGCAAUCAGGAAGCGUCAACUCUGUGAAAAUUAUUCGUCUUAACAUUUUUGCCGCUAACCCGUCACUGGUACGUUAGCGUUUGGAGAGAAUUUGCAGCAGGUUUGUACAGAUUCCCAGAAGUGGGCAAGUUGGACGACCCAAAGCACAGAAAUGCACACACGGGAAAUGACUCAACCCACAAAAGGGAAACGUGGCUUCUCUCCAAGAUCGAUGCAAGAUCCGUUCUGACGCUAAUCGCAUUAAUAUUUUACGAUGUGUGACGACAAGGUGAUGUAAAAACACGAGCGUAUUUCUAUAUGAAUAAAAAGUUUCAAAUGUG
Hippocampus comes (tiger tail seahorse) is the source of this 1569-nucleotide messenger RNA. It is a transcript of the gene fam53b, whose product is annotated as family with sequence similarity 53 member B. The record is from RefSeq and is a predicted model, not a curated record. Gene Ontology annotation, biological process: protein import into nucleus; positive regulation of canonical Wnt signaling pathway. NCBI's taxonomy places the organism in Eukaryota, Metazoa, Chordata, Actinopteri, Syngnathiformes, Syngnathidae. Gene Ontology annotation, cellular component: nucleus. The coding region runs from base 21 to 1133 and encodes 370 amino acids. The transcript is spliced from 4 exons.